AUGGCGUCGUGCUCCUCCCAAGUUCCGUCGCACAAGGUGAGUUUUCUCGGUUUGGUGUCAUCACCGAGAACUCAGAUUAUUGAAGAGCUGCACGGCUCUCAAAAGAAGCAUGCUUCUGAAAUCCUGUUGCGUUUACUGAUGAUUUCAUUUCUGAUGAGUUUGAUUGAAUCAAUGCUUACUUAUCGGGCGAAAAUUGAAGAGGGCUUUGGGCCGAACAACCUUGGAAUUCUGUCAAUUUCAGAUGUUCCUGAGUAUACUUUGUUGCGUCCAAACCUACUUCUUCUUUCACCUAGAUUAGCCAACCUGCCAAAAAGUGUGAAACAGGAGCUGGAAGAUCCUCAUAGUAGGUAUAACUUUGGAUGGAGUCGUGGAAAAGAGAAGCUUGAAUCUGGAAAGCCAGAUACACUGAAAGGAUCCUCCUAUGCAAAUCCAGUAUUUGAUGUGCCUACAACUGAGAAAUCCCUUAUUGAACGAUAUUCAUCAUAUUGCGGACGAAAUAUAUGGCCCCAUAGAGCUCUGCGAGAACUUGAGAUGGGAUGAGAACAAAUGAAACUGAUGGCCUUGAAC
Molecule: messenger RNA, 567 nt
Organism: Ipomoea nil (Japanese morning glory)
Lineage: Eukaryota; Viridiplantae; Streptophyta; Magnoliopsida; Solanales; Convolvulaceae
Exons: 8
Coding region: 1-540 (179 amino acids)
Source: RefSeq, a predicted model, not a curated record